AUGCCUUCUCAAAUACCAACCCCAAUCUCUCGCUAUGGUUUCAUGGACGACUAUAGCGAAGGCGCACAUCCAGCCCUUCUCAAAGCUCUCAUCGCCAGCAACACCACCCAAGAAACCGGUUACGGCAACGAUACAUACUGCGAUCUCGCACGGAAGCGAAUCCGAGCCCACCUCGGUCGCGACGAUGUCGGCAUCUUCUUUGUACCCAGCGGAACAUCAGCCAAUGCCAUCUCCAUUGCCGCAUGCCUACGUCCCCACGAAGCAGUCAUUGCCGCAAGCUCUGGACAUAUCGUGACAAGAGAAACAGGUGCUGUGGAAGCCAGCGGCCACAAGAUAAUAAAUGUUGCUCCUGUCAAUGGCAAACUUACCCCUCAAAGCAUUGAGCGGGCGUUGGACGAUAAUUGGCAUUUUCCUCAUAUGGCCAAACCCAAAUUAGUAUACAUCUCGAAUGCGACCGAGAUCGGCACCAUAUACACAAGGAACGAAAUGGCCGCGAUAAAGGAAGUUUGCGAAAAGAAUGGCCUCAUCCUGUUUCUUGACGGAGCCCGCAUUGGAACUGCCCUUGCAUCAAAAUCCAACGAUAUGACACUAUCGGAUAUCCUCGAAUUGACAGACAUAUUCUGGAUCGGAGGAACAAAGAACGGUGCUCUCUUAGGCGAAGCAGUUGUCGUCAAGGACGCCCGACUGGCUUCCGAAUACGAGUUUUAUGUCAAGCAACAUGGUUCACUGUUAGCUAAGGGAAGGGUGAUUGGCGCACAGUUCGCCGAGUUAUUCGAAGGAGAUUUAUACUUUGACCUUGCGCGCAAGGCAAAUCUGGCAGCUGAGGCACUUUCCAAUGGAAUCGCUGACGCUGGCUUCUCGGUAUAUGCUGCGACAGAGACAAACCAGGUGUUUGCGGUGCUUCCACUGGGAUUGAUCAAGAUGCUGAAGGAGCAUUUUAGCUUUUAUGUAUGGGAGAAGUGUGGCGAUGAUGAGGCUGUUAUCAGACUAUUAACAACGUGGGCGACUGAUGUAAUGCAAGUCCAGAGGUUCGUUGAUAUGGUGCAUGGUUGGGUGAGAUAA
Fusarium venenatum is the source of this 1062-nucleotide messenger RNA. RefSeq names its product beta-eliminating lyase. NCBI's taxonomy places the organism in Eukaryota, Fungi, Ascomycota, Sordariomycetes, Hypocreales, Nectriaceae. Gene Ontology annotation, molecular function: lyase activity. Gene Ontology annotation, biological process: amino acid metabolic process. The record is from RefSeq and is a predicted model, not a curated record.